GCCCCUUUACUGCGCAUGCGCUGACUGUUGCUUGGUGUUGGGACGCCAUUUCGAAAUUCUGCAAGACGCAGACGACAAGUCCUCUCACUUCCUACUUCUCACUACAAUUCCACUCAAACAUUGACGCUUUUAACUGUGAUAUGGAGAACACAGUGAUCUCGUCGACAGACUUCAAUUUUGUUCUGCCCUUCGGGGGUUCUGUAAAGCCGCAAGGGGUGUGGUCGUAAAAGCCGCCCUCCCCAGGCCACAUCGGUCUGAAGCUGGAAGUUUAGGCACACCUGCUGAGCUGGUACACCUGUUGUUUUCCUCUCGACAUGACGUUGGAAAGGAGCCACCUGUCGAAGAGUAUGCUAAGCUCCCUGGUACAGACCAGGUCCAUUGAGCUGGUACUAGCGCCCAUCGCUACCCAGGUGUCCCAGCUGAUUAUUGCCAAUGAGAGCUGUGAGCGCAGAGAUGGCCAGUCCCCCACCUGGCCCAACCUGGUGCCCAGUGCAGAACAGGUCAUGAACACACUGGAGGAGCUGGUGUCUGCAGCAGAGAAGGCCACACAGGAGUCAGCUGAUGAGGAGCUCCUGGUAGCGAUGCCUGCUGCCUGUGAGAUGCUGUCCACAGCUGGCAGGAACACGCUGCUGGCUGCCCAGAACCUGCAGACCGAGUCUGUCACCCCUGCAGCGCGGGCAGCUCUGGUACAGUCCCUACGGAACGUCCUGCAGGGCACCAUGAAGGUGCUACUUGUGUGGGAUGAUGCAGAAGUGAGGAAGAUUGUCCAUGCAGCACACUGGGUCCUGGAGAGGGUGAACGUCAUGAUGACUGCUUCCAACAUGAAGGGGCUGGUGGCCUGUUUUAAGGGAUUUUCUGAGGCUGUGAUGCUGUUGGCCAACCUGACAGACAAGCGUCAGCAGGAGCUGACCAACCCCCGGCAGCGAGAGCGGACUAUCACUGCCAUGAUGGCGCUGAAGAAGUCUGUCCCCAUGCUCAGCACUGCCAUGCAGACAUAUGUCAAGUACCCCAACAACCCACAGGCAAAGGCAAGCCGAGACUAUGUUGCCAAUCAGGUGCGCACAGCUGCGAGGGAAAUUGUGGCAGCUGUAGAGAACAGGAAUGUGGACGAUGAUGAAAUGGAAGAGCCUGGACACUUUGCACUAGCCUUGGACAAGGUUAUUCGUAUGCUGUCCUCGGAUGACCCCCAGUUCCUGCCGGAGGAGCUUGACAGUGAACUUGAGGCUGUUGUACGACAUGCGAUGCUGGUGGCACAUGAGUCUCACACUGAGACCAAAGACCAGAUUGUCAGGACCUGCAAAAAGGUGUUUAAGAUCAGGAAUGAGGUGGCCCAGCUGUUAACAUCUGUGGAGGAACACCCUGAGUUUCUACAGCUCAGAAACGACUUCUCCAGUGCCUGUAACGAUCUGAUUGGUGAGGCAGAUGAGCUGGAUAAGUUGGUGAGCAGUGCUGUACUACAGCAGGUUGUGGACACAUUUGUGGAGACUACAGAACCACUAGAGAGGCUACUCAGGGCUGCAGCACAGGGAAACAAGAGUGAGUCCCCUGUGACUGAGAAGGUUGCCCUGACACUGUUGGGUCCACAUAUAGACGACUUCACCAGCCACCUGGACCAGCUGCUGCAGCUGGCCAGCUUUGCAGCUGCCAGCUCCAUGGACUCAAGGAGGGUGAGAAUAGUCCGCUCAUCCAUACGACAACUGGAAAGUCUGGACCCGGAGGUUCAGCCCACGGUUCUGGCGCUGUGUCGGAAUCCGUCGGACAAGGCAAGUGUGGAGCACGUGAAGCUGGUGCGACGGGAGUGGUUUAAUGAGGUGAACAGCCUGGUCACUGCUGUGGACGAGAUGCUCAACACUAAGGAGUUUAUGGAGGUGACAGAGGAGAGUAUGGAGGAGGAUAUCCAUCAGUGUAAGGAUGCUAUGCACCAGCAGGAUGAGGGUCAGCUGAAGAUGGCGGCUGCCACCAUGAUGGGCCGUACCCGCCGUGUUAUCCAGAUCACCUCCAACCACAUCGACAACAGUGAUGACCCUAUCUACCGAAAUGGUCUCCUGGCAUGGGUCAAGCAGUUGGAAAAAGCUAUGAUCCCAGUGAAAACAGCUGCUAACAAGUGUGUAGCUAACAUGUCGGAUGUCCGAGCCCACGACUCACUCGCUGCGGCAUCUCAGGAACUCCUGACCGUGGUGUCAAAGGUCAAGGAUGCCCUGCAAGGAAUGGAUCAUCCUGAGAUCCUGAGUCCCAUGAGGGAGGGCCUGAGGUCAUCACGACAGACAGCUGAUAAAACAGUGAGGGGAAAACACACAAAGUCAUGUACGUUGUGUAGGUGCACACAUACAUCGUUUGUGGUCAGAUCACAUAAUAAUGCAGAUGCAGAGGACAGUCUCCUGGCACUCCCCCUCCCAGAUCUGGGAAACCUCCAUGUGUCUGGUGUUACCAUGGCAACAAAUCAACCAAUGGAGAGCAGUGCUAACCCACAAGACAGCUACCUCAGCAAGGCACUGCCCCAUGGCUUAGGAGUGAACAAUCUGUCCUCUCCAACAUCCAAGAAAACUGAAAUUUCUAUUGUUGAGAUUGUACCAGGUCUGGGCCUUCCCUCCCCCGUGAAGGAGUUAGUUCGAGCUGCCGCAGCUCACGAAGCUACUCAAGUAGAAGUGCUGUGCAGCAGAAUCUUGGCACGGACCAACCAGGUGACAGGGGUGGUCAAUUCUCUGAUUGGAUCUGUAAAGGACCACAAGCAGGCUGAAAAACUCCAAUCUAAAUCAGCAGAGUUCACCAGAGUCACCCCAAGGUUAUUGGAACUGGCCAAGAGAAUCUCCACCAAUCAGAGCUCAGAGGUUGAAGAGCUGCACAGGAUUGGAGGAGAAUGGGCCAAUCAGCUAACAGUCCUUCAGCCAGCUGUGGACAGUCUCAUUGGUCCCUGGACUGCACCUGUCUCCGAGUUAGCAAGAAUUGCUAAGGAUGGAAAUAUAAACUUUCUCAUGAAAGAGCUGGAUGAUUUCCAUGAGAUUGCCAAGAGACUGAAGAGUCUUGCCAGCACAGCUGCCCAGGCUGUGGCUCUGCAGAAACAGAAGGGGGAUCCCCAGUUGGCUCGUACCAUUCACCUGUACGGGGAGGAGCUUGAGUCUCUGGCCUCCAGCAUUACUGGGGCUGCCAACUCAGUUGUCAGCGACACUGUAAACAAGGCUGAGGUGGAAAGGCUGGAUGGCCUGUGCACUGAGUGGUCAGGGAAAGUAGUCCAGCUGCUGUCCUCAGUUGACUCUGUCACCACAGAGACAGCCAUGCCCAUCAAAGUUGUGGCAACUGCAGCAAAUACAGGCAGUGACAGUUCUGUAGAAGACAGCAUGAGGGCGCUGCUGUCACACGUGCUGAGGCUGAGGGACAUGGCCAGCUGUGCAUCAGAGGGGUACACUAACCACCCCAUGGCCAGCAUGGUGACCCAGACCUUCAGCGCAGUGGACACCCUGGGGAAGGCUGUGGAGGAGGUGGCCAGGCUGGUGGCAGCCAGGGCCAGGACGUCCCUGGGGACUACCAACUCCCAUGUGGUACUGCGCAUGGAGCUGCUGCAGAGGGAGUGGGCUACAAAGGUGCUGUUACUGCAUGGACAGGUAGAUGGCAUGACGAGUGAGAUGUCUGCACCACUAGACAGACUGGCAGGGGCAGCCCUGGCUGUGUAUCAUGCUACAGGCCAGUCCAGGCUGACUCUGCUGCAGGAGUUCCAGAACCAGGCAGACAAACUGUCCACACAGGUCUCCAAAACCAGGCAGCACUGCCAGCAAGCCAUGACUGGCUCUGCUGAGACUGGGUACAAGGAGACGGUUCAGCUGGCGCUGGACACACUCAGCCGUGUCACUGCAGAGAUCAUCACAGCCACUAGAGAUAUGGCAGACACGGGUUCCACUGACAGUGCAGUGAGUGAGCGUUUCCAAGACCUGAAGCGACAGUGGGGAUGUAAAGCACUGCUGCUGUACAACACACUCCGGGCCAUGACAGGGCUGGACCAGGCAACAGUCACAGAGGUCAUGACAAGCUUGUUGGGCACAUCCAAUCUGCCAAGUUUUGCAAGAGUCAACAUGGCCGACGUCUCACCAGACACCUCCCUCAACCUGUCCCAAAUUUUCGGCUCUCCCCAGCCUGCCCCUGGGUUCUCUACCUCCCCCUCCUGGUCUACCCUGCCCAAGUGGUCCCACACCCCCUCCCCUGUCAGGUCCAGACCCUCCACCUCCCCAGACAGCAGUCCACGCUCCCCCAGGGGCCCUAUGGAGUCUUACAUGGGUCACUCCCAAAAGAGCAUCUCCCCUGCCAAACCAUCACGGGAGAUCCGCGUCACACCCAACAUGCUCGGCAUGCAGGCAGUACCAGAAGCUAGCUUAGGAGAUAUUGAACGAAGCACUCCUCCAAGACAGCUGAGGUCACCAUUUGAACCGUCCAGCAUCCGAUCUCCAAACACUGCCCAGACUGCAGUCUCCAACAAUCCAUCAGAACUGGAUGCUAACCAAUCAUCAAAGACAAUCGUGGCUGCUGCCUUGUCCCUGCAGCAGGAGGUGGAUAAGUGGGAGGAGGAGAACAACACCAUCGUCAAGGUGGCCAAAACCAUGUCUCAGCAGAUGCAGCAAAUGGCAGAGUACACACGAGGGCAUGGCAAAAUCAGGACCAAGGAGGAGUUCAUCAACACAGCCAAGGCCAUUGCAGCCAAUGGCAAAGUCAUCCAUAAGUUUGCCAAGAUCAUUGCCAAGUUCUGUAUAGACAGGAGAUGUUCAGAGGACCUGGUGUUUUAUGCCAACCAUGUACCAUCCAUGGGAACCCAGCUCAGCAUCAUUGCUAGUGUGAAGGCUGCUACUCCGCACGAUAAGGAGGCUGAUGCUGUCCUGGUGAAAAAUGCAGAAAACCUGAUGCACUCUGUGACAAGAACUCUGAUAGCUACAGAGUCUGCCUGCGUCAAGGGGCUACACCAACCACCGGAAGGGGGUGACGAGGCUGAGGCUGCUGCGCUGGCGACCCAGUGGCAGAGGAAACUGCAGCGCCACCGCAUGAUCGAGGCCAGCAGUCAUGACACCGACGACCUUGGGCUGAGAAGGAUCAACAGACAUGUGUCUGCUCCAACCUUGACUGAGAUCCUUGGUGCUCGGGCCAAAAUUCUUGGCACUGCUGUCUUGUAGUCUACACCACUUCAUCUGUUAGAACAUGCAGAUUCCUUGCUGUAGGUUCAAUCUUAUAGCACCCUCCCAGAUCUGUACAACUG
Molecule: messenger RNA, 5233 nt
Organism: Branchiostoma floridae (Florida lancelet)
Lineage: Eukaryota; Metazoa; Chordata; Leptocardii; Amphioxiformes; Branchiostomatidae
Product: catenin alpha-1-like
Exons: 31
Coding region: 315-5150 (1611 amino acids)
Biological process (GO): cell-cell adhesion; cell migration
Cellular component (GO): catenin complex; adherens junction; actin cytoskeleton
Molecular function (GO): actin filament binding; structural molecule activity; cadherin binding
Source: RefSeq, a predicted model, not a curated record